AUGGGAGUGCUCUGUGGAUUCAGAGAGACUUCUGAUCCUGGAGAAGAAACACCAGCAGGUAAUUAUUCAGAGCUGGAGUCUGAAUGUAGGUUUUUCCAAAUGCUUUUAUUCUUUUUGAGAUUAAAUUAGAUUCAACUUUUUCGUCAGUUUAGCACCUGACCAGAGGUGCUUCAUCAAGUACAGACAAGUACAGAGUGAUUAACAGAGUAACACUCUUUAAACCACUGCAGAGGUGUAGGAAGUUUGUCGGUUUAAAUAUAUGGAUUAAAGAAGGAUUAAAACUGUCAGUUCUAACACACUGAGACAGAUUCAGGCUCCUCUGAGGAACUUUUGGUUUGUGUGAGUUUUGCUGAUGGAUUCUAGUGAAAACUUAAAGUAGUUGAAGAUUCAGGGAUUCACAUGCACUCAUAUAUUUCUGUCUUUGCAGCUGAUCUACUCGGUCAUAAUCAUCCAUAAUGAAGACUGUCCAGCUCGUUGUCGUCCUCCUCAUUGUCUGCAUCAGCUGUUGUGAGUACGCAUUCAUGUUUUCAGCCUUCCUUUGAACCUCUUUAACAUAAAACAAACCACUGCAUGCGAAUAUUGGUAAAUCCUUGACAUGUUUAAGGGAUGAACACUCUGUUUUGUUUUGCAGCAGAGGCUCUGUGGUGUAACCGUUGUGUUCCUAUUAGAAUGGGUGGGUUAUGCAUCGACAGAGUGGAGGAGUGUGCAGAAGGUCUGGAUGUUUGUGUCCACGUAACCAUCACUUACCCCCGUAAGUAAUCUUAAAGUGCAGUAAUCAUACAUUAUUUUGCACAAUUUUGAGUUUGCAUGACUCAAACAUUUUUUAAAAGAGCUUCUUUAGAUCACUCCAUCCUGCAGCAGUCCUCAGUAGAUUUCAGUGCACCCUUUAAAAGUUGUUGUUUUGAAAGUCUGACAAAUAUCACUGAAAGUAUCCCCACAGAGUGGAGGAGGGUUUUGCUUUUUAUUCACUACUACCUGUUAAAUUGCUUUCAAAGUAACCAAACCCCACUGAAAAAACAGUAACUUUGCCUCACAGGAGUUGCUGGUCCACCUCUGACCUCACCUAGUUUGUCUGCAGUGCAGAGUGACUUCUGGAUCCUGGAAUAGGUCAUUGGAUUAAUUUUAAUAUCAAUGCAACACAAAUUUAAACAAAAAAGUAUCUGAUUGUGGGGUAAAACUCUGGUGCUCUGCAAAGUACAACUGCUGUUUUUGUGAAUGGAGUCUGGUAGCUUUGCAGAGAGUGAAACAAAGGUUAUUUAAUGCUCUCUUUCAUCAUCUGUAAUGAUGCCAGACACUUAAAAUCUCAAUCCGCGCCUGUCAGGGAUAAAACAAGGACUUUGAGUGAACACACAUUUUCAAUUGGAUUUGACUCAAACAGAAGUAAAAAUCCUUGAUUUCUUUGAAUUUGGUUUUUAAAAGCAUCAUUUGUGGAUAUUUUGCCUGAAUUAACAUGUUGCUCUUGUAGUUCCUUCAGCGAACUCAUACUUUAAGAGAUGCUCGAGGAGAUUUGUGGCCGACAACAUGAGGCGCAGCCAACACCUCACAGUCCAUAUCUGUGAAACUGACUUCUGCAACUGAGAUAACGUCUGCAAAAAAAAGCAUCAAAAUUGUAUCUUUAUUUAAAAAUGUGACUUACUGAGAGGACUGAAGAAAUGUGAUUCAGCUCCAUAUAAACUGCUUACCAAAUAAAAAAACUAAAUAUAAAGUUGGUGUCCUGCAGUUUUUUACUAAUUUAAAGUAAUAUAAUAGUUUUAUUGUGAUGUAUCCUGUUGUUUUAGUUACUUUGUUUGUCUGACUCCUCAGGUUACAGAAUCACUGAGAGGAAAGAAACAACAAUAGUCCAUGAGCCAGACCACUGAUUGCAAUAAAUCGGCAGGGCAAUUUCUAGUUUGUUUUUUUGAGUUGCUCCACAACCCUAAUUUUUAUGGUUUGGCAUGAUAACCUUUGCAGACUGGGAGCUUAGUGAUGGUUAUCAUGCAUAUAGGCAAAAUAUCCACAAAUGAUCCACAGAAUCCACAGAAUCUUUACUGCUGCAGUUUGAGUGGAAUCAGAGUCCUGUAGCAGAAAUACCUGAAUUCCGUUAUUAUGGGGCUUGUGGACUACUUGCCAAACCAUAAACUAGGGAUGUGGAGCAACUCAAAAAAAAAAAAAAACUAGAAAUUGCCCACCCGAUUUAUUGUGAUUGGUCAAUUUUGGGGUCUUGGCUCAUGGACUACAAAUGUGUUUUGUCUUUACCAAAUAAAAAUUAAUUAAAAAGAAUGAAUUUUCCUGCUAAAGUUCUUCAGUUUUUUUUUCUUCCAAAACUCACAUAAGAAUUGCUGAAAUCAUGAAGCCAGUGUACAAUGAAUGUCUGCAAAGGGGUCUGAAAACUAAAAAUGUCCUGCUUUUUUGGGCAGAGUUUAGGGUCCAAAACAUACCACAAUAUUCUAUGGUCUGUUAUUCUAAAUAAAGAAUCCUGACUGCAGCAUGACAGCAGUGGAUAAAGCUUGUAAAGUGCUGGGUGGAGGAGGCCUUAAAGCUUUGAAUUGUGUAAAGCUGGUAGAAAGACAACAUGAAGCCUGAGCAGAAUACCUUUGAACACAUGCAGCAGUGGUACACUGCAGCCUCUAGUGGCCAAAAUGAGAACUACAAUAACAGACAGGAAAAAAAAACAGCCUUAAUAAAGGGAGAGGUGUUUUUCACCUACUGAGUUUAUUUUUAAACUUUAGUCUGGAGUUUAACCUUUAUGUUCUGUUUGCAGCCUCUGGUGUAGAAGUAAACAGUUAUGCAACAUGUCAAAGAUGACUGAGCAACAAAGCAGAGUCAACUCUGAUGUUUGAUCACAGACGGGCUGUAAAAGGAGUAUGUGAAUGCUCUGUGAAUUCAGAGAGACUUCUAAUCCUGAAGAAGAAACACAAGCAGGUCAUUAUUCAGAGCUGGAGUAUGAAUGUAGGUUUUUCUAAAUGCUUUUAUUCCGUUUGAGAUUAAAUUAGAUUCAACUUUUUCGCCAUUACACAUGUACUGAAGCAGUUUAGCAUCCGACCAGAGGUGCUUCAUCAAGUACAGACAAGUACAGAGUGAUUAACAGAGUAACACUCUUUAAACCACUGCAGAGAUGUAGGAAGUUUUUCAAUUUAAAUAUAUGGAUUAAAGAAGGAUUAAAACUGUCAGUUCUAACACACUGAGACAGAUUCAGGCUCCUCUGGGGAACUUUUGGUUUGUGUGAGUUUUGCUGAUGGGGUUCUAGUGAAAAGCUGAAAAUGGUUGAAGAUUCAGGGAUUCACAUGCACUCAUAUAUUUCUGUCUUUGCAGCUGAUCUACUCGGUCAUAAUCAUCCAUAAUGAAGACUGUCCAGCUCGUUGUUGUCCUCCUCAUUGUCUGCAUCAGCUGUGGUGAGUACGCAUUCAUGUUUUCAGCUUUUCUUUAAACCCCAAGACCACUGCGUGCGAAUAACGGUAAAUCCUUGACAUGUUUUGUUCUGCAGCAGAGGCUCUGAAGUGUAACCGUUGUAUUCCUGUGAAAAUGGGUGGAUCAUGCACCAACACAGUGGAGGAGUGUGGAGAAGGUGAAGACCUUUGUAUCUACGUAUCCAUAUCAAACCCCAGUAAGUGAUCUCAAAUUGCAGUAAUUACACAUAAUUUUGCACAAUUUUGAGUUUGCAUGACUCAAACAUUUUUAAAAGAGCUUCUUUAGAUCAGUCCAUCCUGCUGCAGUCCUCAGUAGAUUUUGGCGCACUCUUUAAAAGUUGUUGUAUUAAGAGUCUGACAAACAUCAUUAAAAGGAUCUCUACAGAGAGGAGGAGGAUUUUGUUUUUAUUCACAACUACCUGUUUAAUCGCAUCCUCAAAGCAACCAAACCCCACUAAAUAAACAGUAACUUUGCCUCAGGGGAGUUACUGGUCAACCUCUGAGCUCACAUAGUUUAUCUGCACAUCUGAUCCUGGAUCUGGAUCCUGGAAUAGGUCAUUGGAUCUAUUUUAAUGUCAAUGCAACACAAAUUUAAACAAAAAAGUAGCUGUUUGAGGGGUAAAACUCUGGUGCUCUGCAAAGUACAACUGCUGCUUUUGUGAAUGGAGUCUGGUAGCUUUGAAGAGAGUGAAACAAAGGUUAUUUAAUGCUCUCUUUCAUCAUCUGUAAUGAUGUCAGACACUUAAAAUCUCAAUCCGAGCCUGUCAGGGAUAAAACAAGGACUUUGAGUGAACACACAUUUUCAAUUGGAUUUGACUCAAACAGAAGUAAAGAUCCUUAUUUUCUUUGAAUUUGGUUGUUAUAAGCAUCAUUUGUGGAUAUUUUGCCUGAAUUAACAUGUUGCUCUUGUAUUUCCUGCAGUGUACUCAUACUUUAAGAGAUGCUCGAGGAGAUUUGUGGCCGACAACAUGAGGCGCAGCCAUCUCCUCACAGUCCAAAUCUGUGAAACUGACCUCUGCAACUGAGAUUACGUCUGCUAAAAAAAGCAUUAAAGUUGUAUCUUUAUUUAAAAAUGUGACUUACUGAGAGGACUGAAGAAAUGUGAUUCAGCUCCAUAUAAUCUGCAUACCAAAUAAAAAAACUAAAUAUAAAGUUGGUGUCCUGCAGUUUUUUUACUAAUUUAAAGUAAUAUAAUAGUUUUAUUGUGAUGUAUCCUGUUGUUUUAGUUACUUUGUUUGUCUGACUCCUCAGGUUACAGAAUCACUGAGAGGAGAGAAACAACAAUAGUCCAUGAGCCAGACCACUGAUUGCAAUAAAUCAGGUGGGCAAUUUCUAGUUUGUUUUUUUGAGUUGCUCCACAACCCUAAUUUCUAUGGUUUGGCAUGAUAACCUUUGCAGACUGGGAGCUUAGUGAUGGUUAUCAUGCAUUUAAUCUACAGAGUCCUGUAGCAGAAAUACCUGAAUUCCGUUAUUAUGGGGCUUGUGGACUACUUGCCAAACCAUAAACUAGGGAUGUGGAGCAACUCAAAAAACAAACAAACUAGAAAUUGCCCACCCGAUUUAUUGUGAUUGGUCAAUUUUGGGGUCUUGGCUCAUGGACUACAAAUGUGUUUUCUCUUUACCAAAUAAAAAUUCAAUAAGAAGAAUGAAUUUUUCUACUAUAGUUCUUUAUUUUUUUCUCUUUCAAAACUCAUGUAACAAUUGCUGAAAUUAUAAAGCCACAGAACAGCGAAUGUCUUUAAAGGGGUCUGAAAACUAAAAAUGUCCUGCUUUUUUGGGCAGAGUUUGGGGUCCAAAACAGUCCACAAUAUUCUAUGGUCUGUUAUUGUAAACAGAGAAUCCUGACUGCAACAUUACAGCAGUGGAGAAAGCCUGUAGAGUGCUGGGUGGAGGAGGCCUUAAAGCUUUGAAUUGUGUAAAGCUGGUAGAAAGACAACAGAGCAGGGGUCCGUUUCACGUAGCAGGUUUAGUGGAAACUCUGAGUUUGUUAACCCUGAAAUCAGGGAAACUCUGAGUUUUCCGUUUCACAAAGGAGGGUUAGUUAAACCAGGGAGAGAGGGGUAACUCUAACCUGUUUCACAAAGAGAGGUAACUCAACCUCGCGGUCAUUAGAUUUUGGCUCACUCUUUAAAAGUUGUUGUAUUAAGAGUCUGACAAACAUCACUAAAAGGAUCUCUACAGAGAGGAGGAGGAUUUUGUUUUUUUUCACAACUACCUGUUAAAUCGCUCUUCAAAACAACCAAACACCACUAAAUAAACAGUAACUUUGCCUCGUGGAAGUUAUUGGUCAACCUCUGAGCUCACCUAGUUUAUUUGCACAUCAGAUCCUGGAUCUGGAUCCUGGAAUAGGUAAUUGGAUCUAUUUUGAUAUCAAUGCAACACAAAUUUAAACAAAAAAGUAGCUGUUUGAGGGGUAAAACUCUGGUGCUCUGCAAAGUAAAGUUGCUGUUUUUGUGAAUGGAGUCUGGUAGCUUUGCAGAGAGAGAAGUAAAGGUUAUUUGACGCUCUCUUUGAUUCCACUCAAACUGCAGAUGUAAGGAUAAUGUGGAUCAUUUGUGGAUAUUUUGCCAGAAUUAACAUGUUGCUCUUGUAUUUCCUGCAGCGUACUCAUACUUUAAGAGAUGCUGGAAGAGAUUGGAGGCACAGACCAUAAUUACCAGCAAAACUCUCACGGUCAAAGUCUGUGAUACUGACCUCUGCAACUGAGAUUAUCUUAUAGCGUCUGCAGAAAAAGCAUUAAAGUUGUAUCUUUAUUAUAAAAUGUGACUUACUGAGAGGACUAAAGAAAUGUAAAUCAGCUUCAUAUAAUGUGCAUACCAAAUUAAAAAAAACCUAAAUAUAAAGUUGGUGUCCUGCAGUUUUUUACUAUUUGUAUUUGUAUUUGUAUUUGUUUAUUUAGCACAGAUUAAAAACAGUGCAAGGAGGGAACGAAGCCGAUAGGCUUAUACAAAGUUCCACUCCCAUCAGGUCAGAGAAAACAUAAGGUGCAGACAACUAAGUACACAGACUGGAACACAGACAAAUCAGCAAACAGUGAUAAAGAAAAUAAAGUAUUUAUAAAAAGGAAAGAGAUAUGAUCAAAACAAAUAAUGAUGUAUUAAAGACAUGAUCAGAUGAUAUUUUAAUGAUAUUUUAAAGGAGUUAAAGGAUGAUAUUGAUUUUAGAGAUGCAUCAAGAUUAUUCCACAGUUUCUGACCUCUAAAAGUGAUGUUAGACUGAUGACUAGAAGUUCUACAUGAAGGUAACUGAAGAUGGCCAUUUUGUCGUGUUGAGUACGGAUAAAGGUCGGAUGAAAAGGUAAAAAAGUUUCGGAAAGUUUCAGGAAGGGCUUGUUUGUUAUUGAUGAAUUUGUGGACAUAUAAACAAGAGUGAAGGACAUUGAGUUUGUCAAUUGGUAAGAUGGAGUAUUUAGAAAAGAGAGGAGCAGAAGGUUCGUGUUUGCUGGAUCGUGAGAUCAUUCUUAUGAAUCUUUUCUGGAUUAUUAAUAUUUUCUUGAGGUAGGUUGAAUACGUUGCACACCAUACAAUGUUACAAUAGUUCAUGUACGGAAAUAGAAAGCUGUAAUACAAAGACAAAUGAGCAGAGGGAUUGAUCAGGGGACAGACCUUAUUAAUUAUACCGAGGCUCUUCAUUGACCUUUUGCAUACUUGGCUGACAUGAAUGUUCCACUUUAGACCCUCAUCGAUGACAACACCCAAAAAAGUGGUGCGGGGUACUUGAGGGAUUCCAGUACCAUUGAUUGAUAUAAAAAAACUAAAUAUAAAGUUGGUGUCCUGCAGUUUGUUUUUACUAAUUUACAGUAAUAAAAUAGUUUUAUUGUGAUGUAUCCUGUUGUUUUAGUUACUUUGUUUGUCUGACUCCUCAGGUUACAGAUUCACUGAGAGGAAAGUAAGAACAAAUAUGUUAACUCUCUACCAAAUAAAAAUUCAUUAAAAAGAAUGAAUUUUCCUGCUAAAGUUCUUCAGUGUUUUUUUUCUUCCAAAACUCAUGUAAGAAUUGCUGAAAUCAUGAAGCCAGUGUACAAUGAAUGUCUGCAAAGGGGCAUGAAAACUAAAAAUGUCCUGCUUUUUUGGGCAGAGUUUGGGGUCCAAAACAUUCCACAAUAUUCUAUGGUCUGUUAUUGUAAACAAAGAAUCCUGACUGCAGCAUGAAAGCAGUGGAGAAAGCUUGUAGAGUGCUGGGUGGAGGAGGCCUUAAAGCUUUGAAUUGUGUAAAGCUGGUAGAAAGACAACAUGAAGCCUGAGCAGAAUACCUUUGAACACAUGCAGCAGUGGUACACUGCAGCCUCUAGUGGCCAAAAUGAGAACUACAACAACAGACAGGAAAAAAAACAGCCUAAAUAAAGAGAGAGGUGUUUUUCACCUACUGAGUUUAUGUUUAAACUUUAUGUUGUGUUUGCAGCCUCUUGUGUAGAUGUACACAGUUGUGUAACAUGUAAAGAUGACUGAGCAACAAAGCAGAGUCAACUCUGAUGUUUGAUCACAGACAGGCUAUAAAAGGAGUAUGUGAAUUCUCUGUGGAUUCAGAGAGACUUCUAAUCCUAAAGAAGAAACACCAGCAGGUAAAUAUUCAGAGCUGGAGAAUAAAUGUAGGUUUUUCUAAAUGCUUUUAUUCCGUUUGAGAUUAAAUUAGAUUCAACUUUUUCGUCAGUUUAGCACCUGACCAGAGGUGCUUCAUCAAGUACAGACAAGUACAGAGUGAUUAACAGAGUAACACUCUGAGGUGUAGGAAGUUUGUCGGUUUAAAUAUAUGGAUUAAAGAAGGAUUUAAACUGUCAGUUCUAACACACUGAGACAAAUUCAGGCUCCUCUGAGGAACUUUUGGUUUGUGUGAGUUUUGCUGAUGGAUUCUAGUGAAAACUUAAAGUAGUUGAAGAUUCAGGGAUUCACAUGCACUCGUACAUUUCUGUCUUUGCAGCUGAUCUACUUGGUCAUAAUCAUCCAUAAUGAAGACUGUCCAGCUCGUUGUUGUCCUCCUCAUUGUCUGCAUCAGCUGUGAUGAGUACGUGUUCAUGUUUUCUGCCUUUCUUUGAACCUCUUUAACAUAAAACAAACCACUGCAUGCGAAUAUUGGUAAAUCCUUGACAUGUUUAAGGGAUGAACACUCUGUUUUGUUUUGCAGCAGAGGCUCUGUGGUGUAACCGUUGUGUUCCUAUUAUGAUGGGUGGAUUAUGCAUCGACAGAGUGGAGGAGUGUGCAAAAGGUCUGGAUGUUUGUGUCCACGUAAUCAUCACUUGCCCCAGUAAGUAAUCUUAAAGUGCAGUAAUCAUACAUUAUUUUGCACAAUUUUGAGUUUGCAUGACUCAAACAUUUUUUAAAGAGCUUUUUUCGAUCACUCCAUCCUGCAGCAGUCCUCAGUAGAUUUCAGUGCACCCUUUAAAUGUUGUUGUUUUGAAAGUCUGACAAACAUCACUGAAAGGAUCCCUACAGAGUGGAGGAGGGUUUUGCUUUUUAUUCACUACUACCUGUUAAAUUGCUUUUCAAAGUAACCAAACCCCACUGAAAAAACAGUAACUUUGCCUCGCAGGAGUUGCUGGUUCACCUCUGACCUCACUUAGUUUAUCUGCAGUGCAGAGUGACUUCUGGAUCCUGGAAUAGGUCACUGGAUCUAUUUUUAUAUCAAUGCAACACAAAUUUAAGGACAAGUAUCUGAUCGUGGGGUAAAACUCUGGUGCUCUGCAAAGUACAACUGCUGUUUUUGUGAAUGGAGUCUGGUAGCUUUGCAGAGAGUGAAACAAAGGUUAUUUAAUGCUCUCUUUCAUCAUCUGUAAUGAUGUCAGACACUUAAAAUCUCAAUCCGAGCCUGUCAGGGAUAAAACAAGGACUUUGAGUGAACACACAUUUUGAAUUGGAUUUGACUCAAACAGAAGUAAAAAUCCUUGAUUUCUUUGAAUUUGUUUUUUAAAAGCAUCAUUUGUGGAUAUUUUGCCUGAAUUAACAUGUUGCUCUUGUAGAUCCUUCAUCGAACUCAUACUUUAAGAGAUGCUCGAGGAGAUUUGUGGCCGACAACAUGAGGCGCAGCCAACACCUCACAGUCCAUAUCUGUGAAACUGACUUCUGCAACUGA
Molecule: messenger RNA, 9452 nt
Organism: Xyrichtys novacula (pearly razorfish)
Lineage: Eukaryota; Metazoa; Chordata; Actinopteri; Labriformes; Labridae
Source: the annotation of a GenBank genome assembly